Messenger RNA from Strongyloides ratti, 1665 nucleotides. Its product is annotated as Protein SERAC1. The coding region runs from base 1 to 1665 and encodes 554 amino acids. Lineage: Eukaryota; Metazoa; Nematoda; Chromadorea; Rhabditida; Strongyloididae. The record is from RefSeq and is a predicted model, not a curated record. The transcript has 4 exons.
AUGUUUAAUAUUUUUAAAAAUAAUUAUAAAAAAUUGAGCUUACUAACAUUUGCAUUAACUUCUUCUGCUGUAGGAACACUACAUUUAAUUCAACAUAAAAAUGAAAUAUUAAAAAAAGAGGAAUCUAAUUUUAGUCCAGAUAUUUUGAAUGUUGAAGAAGUAUUGAAACUUAUUUCAGACAAACUUCGAAGUAAGAAAGCUAUUGACUAUUUGGAACAUAAUUUUUUUAACAUACUAAAAAAAGAAGAGAAAGAAGAAUUAAUAAAUAAUUUGGAUAAUACAGCAUUAUGCUUGUUAGCUUUAGCUAAAUCAAAAAUUAUUUAUAAUCAUAAAGUAGUAAUAAAAUCACUGGAACAAUAUAAUGAGAUUAUUAAUGAUAAAAAAUUGAAUGACGAAUAUGAAGAUACAUUCUUCUACAAACGUCUUAACACAAUUUUUAAAGAAAAAAGUAAACUUUUUGAAGAUUUUUGGAUUUAUAGUUAUAAAUUAUGUGAAGAUUAUGAUUCACAAUGUAUAGAAGAGGGUCGAUUUAAAAAAUAUUAUACUAAAAAUUCUGGUAGUAUUGUUCCAUUGAUGAGAGGUCUAAUGGCAACCGAAACUGGAGAUUGUAGAAGAUUUGUUUCAAAAGAAUUGAUGAAUCUUUUGUUUUUAAUUUAUAUACAUAAUAGAGAAGAUUUGGUAAAUGGUAAUCAACCAAAAUCACGUAAAGUAUGCCAACUGAUUGUUAAAAUUCUUUCAAAUAUUGCAAAAAAUGAUAAAAAAAGUGCUGAUUUUAUUGUAAAUAGUGAGUGGUUUUCAUUACUUUGCAAAAUGUUAACUCAACCCAUCUCUGAUGAAGAAAUUUAUUGGGCAAAAAAAAUAUUUCAUAAUAUUUUAUUUUCUUAUAACUAUGAAACUUCACCUAUACCAUGUGAUAUUAUUGAAAUUUUUUCACCACCCAAUGGUAUUGAGCCUAUUGUUGAUAUUGUCUUUGUACAUGGAAUACAGGGAAGUGGUCUAACUACAUGGAGAUCUCAUGAUUCUUUAAAAAAUAACAAAACAAAAUGUUGGCCUGCUGAUUGGUUACUUCCAGAAAUAAAUAUUCCUAUUCGUGGUUUAGCUACAGACUAUUUGUCAUCAUUUUUUUUUCAAAAAGAAAGAAGUAAUACGGUUUUAAGUUUGGCAAAAAAUCUUGAAAAACAAUUUUCUGAAGCUGGUAUAGGUAAACGUCCAACUAUAUUUAUAUCUCAUAGUUUGGGUGGUAUAUUAUUAAAAAAAAUUUUAUUAGAUAACCCAAGUAUACGAGAAAAUACAUUAUCCAUAUUAUUUAUUGCAGUCCCUCACAGGGGUAGCACAUUUUCUAAACUUUUUGGUAGCCUUCCAAAAUUCUCAAAUGAGGUUAAAUUUUUAAAACCCGAAAGUGAAGGGAUUUUAAAAAUACACAAAGAUUUUUUAAAUGUUAGUGAAGAAAUACCAAUUUUCAUGAGUUUAACGGAAAACAUUAAACAUGAUAUAUUAAAAAUGUACCAUAUGGUAUCACCAGAAUCAGCAUAUUUUGAAAAAGGUUCAUUUUAUCAUAUAGAUAUUAAUCACAUUGAUAUCACAAAACCAAAAAACAAAGAGGAUCUUGUAUAUAUCUUAAUUAAGAAAUUUAUUACAGAUUCAUUAAGGAACUUAAAAAGUUGA